Cuscuta epithymum is the source of this 1355-nucleotide messenger RNA. Lineage: Eukaryota; Viridiplantae; Streptophyta; Magnoliopsida; Solanales; Convolvulaceae. The record is from the annotation of a GenBank genome assembly.
UGUACUUGCAGUUAUCAAACUGCCGAUCAAGUUGAUUUAUUUUCUGGGCAGGGCUAUGUCGGCGGAGUUGUCUUACCCACUGAACUGUUGCAGUCUCUGUCCACAAAAAAGGGUUCCUGUCAGACCAAAUGCAACAUCUGGCUUCAAUGAUAAAGCUGUUAAAACAUAUCAGCCAAUACACAUUAAUUAGAAAGAGUACAUCGACAUGCUCUUACAGUACAGCUGUUCGAUCUUUUCUAGUCUCCAGCCAAGGCCGUGUGAAGAAGAUUGUAUCUGCAGAUCUUGGAUCGCCCAAGUUUUCAGGAAAAGAUGGUGAAGGUGAAUACAAACGGCAAAUAGGAGAACAUAUUUCAAGAAAGGAUAAGAUCAGCAUUCUGGUAGAGACGCUUCUAGACCUAAAAGAUAGUAAAGAGGGUAUCUACAGUGCCCUGGAUGCCUGGGUUGCAUGGGAGCAGAACUUCCCAAUUGGAUCCCUAAAGCAGGUGUUACUGAAACUCGAGAAAGAGCAACAGUGGCAUAGAGUUAUCCAAGUUAUAAAGUGGAUUUUAAGCAAGGGGCAGGGCAGCACUAGAGGUACUUAUGCACAGUUAAUUCUAGCAUUAGAUAUGGAUCAUAGGGCGAAGGAAGCACGUGAGAUUUGGAGGAAAAACAUUGGGUCGGACCUACAUUCGGUGCCAUGGUCAUUGUGCAGUCUCAUGAUGUCAGUAUAUUAUCGAAAUGAUAUGCUGGAGGAUCUUGUAAAGCUGUUCAAGGGCUUGGAGGCAUUUGGGCGUAAACCGCCGGAGAAGUCUAUAGUGCAGAAAGUUGCUGAUGCAUAUGAAAUGUUGGGCUUGUCCAAAGAUAAAGAAUGUGUGAUGGAGAAGUACAAGGAUCUCUUCAGUGAGACACUGGAUGAAAGGUCCAAGAAAUUUAAGGGAUUUCGGGCCAAGAAGAGAGGAAAAACAAAGAAGGAAGAUUGAGAAUGUAGUUAUUUACUUAUGUAUGCUUCUGUACAUCUUUAUUCUACAUCUUCUUGAAGUUGGAAGUAAUCAAUUAUUUCGGCAUAUGGCAACUGGCCCUAGUUUAUGUGAGACCUUACCGACUGUGUGUGUAUACUGAGGGAUCAAGUGAACCCUUUUAAAAUGAGAAACCUUUAACAACGUAAAGCAAUUACAAAAACAUACCUUUUUGAAUUCAAAAUAAUAAUUACAGAAAAACAUGUAUGUUCUUAACCGUUGAUUGAAAAAAUGAAAAGGUGAUAUUGUAACUUCUCAUCACAAGGAGUUCUCAUCCAAAGCAGGUACUCAAUAAAACCCUCACAUUUUUUUAACCCUCACACACACACACACAUUUAUACAUAGAGUGCAGUUAAAAAG